AUGAAUGCAUCACCUCGUCUGGGAUCAUCGAUCCCGAUCGACUCUCCCGGUCUGGCCCCACCGCUCGGCCCGUUCCCUGAUUCACAGCCAUUUACGACCUUUCGGUCUAUCGAUAAUGCCCCGCAACAGCCUCUCCAGAAUGCCAUAGCUCUGCAGACUGAAGAACACCUAGCAACCCAUCCACAUGGAAUGGUCCUCCAGCCUGCAGAGCAUUCUUUCCAGGGGGCCUAUAAUGGACUGGAGGCUGAGGACACGGAGGCAGCGAACUUCGCGGGUCAGCUGACGGGGAUGAGGUUGAUUCCUGAUCCCCCUGAUCUUGAGUAUUGGAGAAAUCGACUGUUUCAUGCCGACGAUGUCAUUACUUUGACUGAAGAGCAAUUUCAAACCUACUUUCCCCAUGUUGAUAACGUCUACUCUCAUCGAUCGACUCAAAGAUAUAAGCGUCGAUCAAUGGUCUCCCAUUACUGGGACUGUCGUCUGAAGGGACGGCCUCCGGGAACACCCAAGUCUGACGAUCCGAACAAGAAGAAGCGCAAACGUACCGCCAGGGAACGGGACCUCUGCGACGUGAAGAUUAAGAUUACCGAGUAUCUGCCCGGCAGUGUAGGAAAUGAUACGACUGGCGGUUUUGAAUCGUUACCAGCUGAGUUACUACCUGGAGUCCAUACAUUGUUUCCGGUCCAGAAUCCCCAGCCCUUUGGUGUUCUUACACCAAAUACCACUUUCCCGGACGGACAUCCGGGCGCGAGUGGGCAACGGUAUUUUACCAUCCAGCGGGUGAAUGGAAACGGUGCCAAUGGAAAAAAUGACGGUGUGAGUGGUGGGCACCGGCAUACACUUGAGGAAAGUGAUCGCGUCAAGAAGAAUAGCGUGCAGCGACACUUUUUGAAGGAAGAUAAGAAUAGGAGAAAAUCCGGGCACCGAAUCAUGUCUGGUGAAAAGAAAGCAUACCACACAAAAGCGACGGGAUUAGCCGCCGUCACAGCUGCGAACCACGCAUUGGAGACAAAUCUCCAGUUGUAUGGAAGUUGCUUCUGCCCAUUCGUGCAAAGAGUUUGGAUCGCAUUGGAACUCAAAGGCAUACCAUACCAGUAUAUCGAAGUAGAUCCUUACGAAAAACCUCAGUCCCUGCUGGAAUUGAAUCCACGUGGGCUUGUCCCAGCAUUGCAGCAUGAUAACUGGGGAUGCCAUGAGAGCACAGUGCUCAUGGAAUAUCUUGAGGAUUUGAAUGUUGGGGCGUCCCUUCUUCCAGCCGACCCGAAACUGCGAGCCCACUGUCGACUAUGGGCAGAUCAUGUGAGAAAACCACGUUUGUUCCAUUCAGAUCCGCUACCCAUUGCUGACGAUUCCCAGGUCAACCGAAAUAUUGUCCCAGCAUUCUAUCGGGUAUUGCAAGAGCAGGACCAGCAGAAGCAGAUCGAAAAUGCCCAAGAGCUCCGGGUUGCUUUCGAUACAUUGAUCGAGGCCGCACAUCCUCGAGGCCCAUUUUUCAUGGGGGGACAAAUUUCCUUUGUCGACGUCCAAGCUGCGCCAUGGGUUGUUCGACUUAACCGGGUUCUAAAGCCCUACCGAGGCUGGCCAAAUGCCGAAGAGGGAAGCCGAUGGGCUUCUUGGGUAAAUGCCAUAGAAACCAAUGAUCAGGUUCGAGCAACAACCAGCACAGAUGAACUCUAUCUCGAGAGCUAUGCGCGAUAUGCUGGUGAGUUUCUAUAUCCAGUCCACUACCUUGGUAAGGCGCUGACAGUGAAUCUCGCUGAAUGGCAGAGAACCGCCCGAACACGUCUCUACUAG
This is a messenger RNA of Penicillium longicatenatum, 1791 nucleotides long. RefSeq names its product glutathione S-transferase family protein. The transcript is spliced from 5 exons. The coding region runs from base 1 to 1791 and encodes 596 amino acids. Gene Ontology annotation, cellular component: cytoplasm. Lineage: Eukaryota; Fungi; Ascomycota; Eurotiomycetes; Eurotiales; Aspergillaceae. The record is from RefSeq and is a predicted model, not a curated record.